Messenger RNA from Acanthopagrus latus (yellowfin seabream), 6106 nucleotides. RefSeq names its product cingulin-like protein 1. The record is from RefSeq and is a predicted model, not a curated record. Gene Ontology annotation, cellular component: myosin complex. NCBI's taxonomy places the organism in Eukaryota, Metazoa, Chordata, Actinopteri, Spariformes, Sparidae. Bases 756 to 3473 code for a protein of 905 amino acids. The transcript has 24 exons.
CCUGUCCUCUCCUCUCCUCUCCUCUCCUCUCCUCUCCUCUCCUCCCUGCCUGCCCUUCAGCCCAGACAGGAGGCGCAGGCGGACAGGUAAAGCGACAACUAUUUCAGCGUGCGUCAGCGACGUCAGGUGUAUCAGGGACCCGCCCACCGAGGCAAGCCCCUGUCAGGCAGGACGGGGCAGCCUGUCAGUCUCAGCAGAGCAGCGCAGAGGAGCGGGGAGCGUUGACAGUGUCCAGAGUUCCAGAGAAACAGAGAGGACUUCCCUGCUUCGCUGGACAGGCUACGGCAGCUGAUAGAGGCCAAAGUUCACAGCCUACAGUCCCCCGUCACCGAGGAGCACCAGGGUUUGGUGUGUGAGGAGAACACAGGGAGAGGAGGACUUUGGAGGUUUGCCUUGUUGAGCGAGGAGCUGACCUUUCACCUCCAGCAGCUGCAGAGACAGACAGAGCAGGAGCUCAGCAACAUCCACACACAGAGAAGAAGAAACAGACUGACCAAGAGCUGAAGAGAAACUCCGGCCUUCAGGCGUCCACCUUUCACCUGUGUGCUUGUCGUGAGCUGCAGGCAUCUAUCACCGAGCGUCAGCUCCAGUCAGAGAGGCUGGUGUUCCAAGCGGAGGCACUGAGCGCGCUCCAUAACCUGCUGACCCAAGAUCUGCAGAGGUACCAGGCAGAGACGCAGAGGCUGACCGGUUUCACACAGAAGAUACUCAAACAGUCCCACAGGUCAGACACAGAGGACACGAGCAACCACAGCAUGCAGGGGAAGAACGAGACCGAACAAGGAAACAACAUGCCCGCACCGCAGGUCACUUCUUCCCAGUCUUCACUUAGUUCUCACCACACCACCAGCAAAGAAGAGGCAGAGCAGGCCUGGAGAGCCAGUCCAAAGAGCCGGGAUUUGAAAGGCCUGUCCUACGGUUCGAGCCUGCGGCGAGCCGGCAGCAUCAAAGACCUGAUCACCAAAUUCUCUGGUCCGGAUCAUGACUCUUCUUCCAGAUCCCCACAGAGCCCUUCUUCGGGAGCAGGACGAGUCGCUCUCGAGUCUCCAAAGUCCAAGUCCAAUCCCUCCUCACCGAGCAGUCUCGGACAAAAUGAGAGUCCAGUUCCCAGUAUCACUGUGACACCGUCUGUCAUGGACACCAGUCAGAAAGGGGCUGAUUCAACACAGAUAGACACCAAAACCAGUCAGAUUACCGCAAGAAUAGAUUGUCCAGUAGGAGGCAGCGUGGAGAAGACUAGCCAAACUCGAACCCCAGACUCCGGCAGAGACUCGGUAGCUGAUUCCGGCAUGGGAUCGGAGUCUGAAUUUGAUUCAAACAAGCAUUCAGAGGAGGAGCCCACCACACCCCGGGUCGUGCAGACCAGCCAGAACCCGAAGUAUCAGCUGCUCCUAAACAGCGAGAUGAAGACCAACGGGGUUAGCGGCAGGGAUGCAGAUGGUCCGGGAGGCGGCGGGUCGAUGGGGGAGAACGGCCCCAGGCUGGCCCGAUGGGAGACCAACAGGCUGGGGAUGAACAACUACCGAGGGUCUCUGGAGUCCCUGGCCUCGCGGGACUGGGACACUAUGUCUGACAGGCUAUUGAACAGCACCAUCUCCUGGAAAAAACACAGAUAUAAGCUGGGUGUUGUUGACAGUCCACCCAGGGUGUUCAACAGUCCGUAUGCCACGGCCACCUCCUUGGAGUACAACCCCAUGCACCGGAUGUCUGAGUUCAAGGGUGGACUGUCUCCUGCCACCUCAGAGAUGAACCUGUACAGCUUCAACAGUCGCAGCACCAGUCCAGUGGGCAUUCCCACGCCCACCCUCACCACCAACCGCCCCCGAUUCUCCGCCUACGACACUCUACUGAAGAGGAGGACCGAGGUUAACAACCCUGUGGUUCCCACCCACUACAGCAUGCGCUCUGCCACUAUAGGGGCCCCCAAAGGGAAAAACUACGUAGAGGAGCUAACCAAACAGCUGGAUGAAUUCAGGAAGCGUAACCAGUUCCUGGAGGCAGAGAGCGUGGAGAUGGAGAAGGAGAGGAACCAGAUCAGGUUCGAGAUGCGCAGCCUACUGGUGAACAAUGAGGACCUGCUGAGGACCAACACUCAGCUGACCAACGAGAUGAAGAGGAUGAGGGAGCAGAUGAUAGAGAUGGAGAGAGAGAUCCAGACCAUGGGCGAGAAAUACAGAGCGAUGGAGAUCGAGGUGAAGGAGGCCCGGGACGUUAUGGUGGAGGCCAACACUCAGGAGUACGCCUUCAAUUUCCUCCAGCAGUCCCUUCAAAACAAGAUCCAGGACGCUGAGGAGAACCUGGAGAAGCAGACGCAGCACGCUCAGACUCUUUCUGAGAAGUUGUGGAUGACAGAGAGACAGCUGGAGGAGCUGGAGGUGCAUAAAGAAACCAGAGACAAGAAGACAUCGGAACUCAACAGCACCAUCCUCAGACUGGAGACAGAGCUGGCUGAGGCCCUGCAGGUUUCCACGCAGGCUACUGCCACGCUGCACCUGCAGCAGAAGCUGCGCGAGGACAGCCAGCUGAGGGUGGAGGAGCUGGAGGAGUCCCUGCUGGAGAAGGAGCAGGAGCUGCAGGGACUGCAGACCCUCGUCAACAAACUGCAGGGAGAGGUCUCUGGUAAGCUGAUUGAUAAGGAGCGGACGCUGGAGGAGGAGAUCCAGCUGAGAGAGAGGAUCCAGCUGCAGUGUAAGCAGGCAGAGAGGAUGGUGGACGACCUGCAGAUGGAGCUGCACAGCACCAACCAGGCCAAAGACGACCUGGCUAAACAAGUCAAACAGGCUCAGGAGAAGAUGAUCGACCUGGAGAGCGAUCUGGAGGAGCUGCAUGACAGCGAGCAGAGAUGGGCCACCAAACACAAGAGAGCCAUCGAACAGACUGAGCAGCUGCAGCUGAAGCUGAUUCAGGAGAAAGAUCUCAACGAUCUGCUGGAAUCUGAAAAGGCCUCCAUGGAGAGACAGCUGCGUGAGCUGCGUCUGGAGGUGGAGGAGCUUCAAAGCUCCAAAGUUCAGGAGGACGUCAUCUCCAGGACGGAGAGCAGAGUCAAAGAGCUGGAGAACGCUCUGAGGACCGAGGAGAGGAACAAAUCUGUGCUGGCAAACAGCGUCAACAAACUGGAGAGGAGGAUCAACGAGCUGACCGACCAGAUGGAGGAGGAGCACAGGAUAGCUAAUGAGCAGAAAGACCUGAUGACCCAGAGGAUCCGCUCCCUGAAGCGCCAGGUGAACGAGGCGGAGGAGGAGGCGAGCAGGAAGGAGGCGCAGUACCGCAGCGCCCAGAGAGAGCUGGCCGAGGAGAGGGAGACGAGCAGCCGGCUGCAGAGGCAGCUGCUCGACCAGCACCUGCAGACAAAACGGAAGGAGACUCUGAAUAUUCGUCAGACUCUGGACAACCUGAGGUUGGACCUGAGUGUCGACGACGAAGACGAGGAUCAGCCGCUGCGAGAACAAACAAACAGCGUCACCAAAGUCUGAACCCCCUGACACACUAACACUGACGGUGCAGUCAGGGACACGUGUUGUUGGCCUGUUGGUCUCCUGGAAGAGAAAAAGCAAUCGACUUCUCUGGGGAAAAAACAAACAAAACAAAAACUACAUGUCACCAGACCCAAAAGUCUAUCAGGAUCUUGUCCUGCAUCACUGUCGGCUCCAAAUGUUUAUUAACACUUUUUUUGUUACAGAUGUUGUAAUUUCCUAAUAAUCUCACAGCAAGUGUCCUGCUGGGGAGAGCCGACCUGCUAUACACCUGACAACAAACAACAACUAAGGCGUUAAAUUGCAAUUAAUUGAAAUUAGAAUAUAAUUCCAAGUUCUUUCCAGGGAAAUUACAGACAUUCCAGAAUUAUGUCCCUCUCCUGGUGACCAGCAGGAAUCGCAACAGUAAUCCAUCGACCAUAAACCAUCCCGAGGAGCACAGUCAGUGUGACAGACUCAGAAAGAAUGAUUCACCUUUCAAACGCCUCUUUUGAACAUCAUCUUUUCUAUCACAUAGAAUAUCAAAUAGAAUCACGUUCUGCUCAUUUGCCAAAGAUACAGACAGCUGUAGACACACAGCACACAGAGGGGAAAACUUACACGUGGCGGAAAUACAUAAUAAGGUUUUGUUAAAGGUUAAUUUUUUUGCUGUUGUUGUUUGUUUUGAAUCUGUUCUUGUAGUUGCUAUAACGGACAUCAGGAGUCUGUUCGAAUAAGCUUUAACCCGCCAGAAGUAAAUCUUAGAGUUGAAUUUCCUGUGUCAUUCAGUUGCACAGAAGCUUUACGGCCUUCAUGUCUGACAUCAUUCAUUUUUUUUCAGAAAGGAAUUACCAACUCCGAGCUUUUGACACUGCAUAUUUUUAAGCUUAGGGCUAAUCUUAGUCCUGGGCUAAGACUUGGCCCUGGGAUAACUUGGGAUAAACCCUUUUCACGCACAAGUUGUUAACCCGGGUUAACUGAAGUCCAUGGCUCACCAACUCAUACUGCGGUUCUUCUAGCCCUGGGUUAAAUGUGUGUUGGAACCUGCAGCUAAUGUUUACUCUCUAAAAUGUUAUGUGACUACUGUGUUUACUUAGCCCAGUUUCACACCGGCACCUUUUAGCCCCGUGUUGAUUUCAGGAUAUAACUCGGGGCUAACCCUGCUCUGGAGCGGGGCCAGCAAGCCCGAGGCUAACACUUGGGUUAGCCCACUAUGUCAGGAUUGUGUCAGUGUGUCAAUGCUUUCAAGCCUGGGGCUGAUGGCUUCUGUAGCCUGGGGCCAGGAAGGAUCUAAGAAUGCAUUUAGCCCUGAAUCAAUCACAGCGUGAGAGACCCCGACCAACCAGCAGCUCCCUGUAAAUAUGACAAACUUCUCUGGUUUGGCAGCGCUUGUUUCUGGUUGCUUCGCCGACAAGUCUUUCAUUAGGAGGGAUUUUUCAUGUUAAGUGCUGUUUAGUUUAACGUGUGUCUCACCUUCAUCUGCAGUAUUUGAACAUGUUCCACGCUUGUUGCUGACAUAUUACAGUGUAAUGAAACACAACACGGUUGAACUGUGGAGGAGGGAUCUUUGGCUCGUAGCUGUUUUAAAUUCACACAGACACACAAUUACAAUAUUAUUUAUGCUGAAAACUGUUCAUGUUGUUUUUAUGAUUUGAAGAUUAUUGAUUAUUUACUGUAUUAAAAAAAAGAAUUAGGUAAAUUUUGCAUGAUUUUUUUUAAAGGGUUUGCUGCUGUAUUGAUGUCACACUGUAUGUGUUUAUGAUUUGAGGUUUAUGGGAUAAGAUCAGCAAGGAAGACUAAAAUUCUCACAAGGCAUCGCAACUAUUCUUAACUGUAUUUUUGUUCACCCACUAGUGAGCAAAAGCAGAUUUUUAAAUAUUUCUUAAGUUUACCAGCUGAAAUGUUUUGCUCUCAGAAGUUAAAUAAAUGUCUAAAUUUGGUUUGGAUCAAAGCUGUGGGUUAACAAAUUUAAAAAAAAAAAAAACUUUAAAAAGUAGAUUAUUAUGUUAGAAACACACAUCAUAUGCAAUGUGUACAUACCAACGUUUAAUGUUCUGCAGACUCUUAUUUUGGUGGGAAAGAAUUUGACAAAUCAGGAGAAAGGUCACUGAUUUAAUCCUCAAAUACUACUUGCUGCCAAAAUGUUCCUCUAAUUUGAAAAGAAAAUUCAUUUCCUUGACCUAGCCAUGAUAUCAUGUAUGCUCUGUACAUGCUCCCUGCUUGAAGGAUGCCCGUCAUAAACACACAGUCUGAGGCAAAUGUUCAGAUUCAGUUUGCAUUAUCUGUUAUGUUUACAUUUGUUGGUGUAUUUCGCUCUUCUCGGAAGCAGGAGCAGAAAAACACGGAUUGCAUCACUGACAAACUUUCGUAUCACUGCUGUUGGGAAUGUAAUCGCUGCAGUUUCACUGCAGAGUUUCCGGUCUAUCUUUUCUCAUAGCGAAAGGACGAGAUGGUGUCCACACACACACACACACACACACACACACAUGUACAAAGAAAUAGACUACACGGACUUAUUUUUGCAAUCACUCGUCACAUUCUCCUGGUUCUGCUGUUCUCGGGUAUUUAUUUUUGUGUUUUGUUUUCCAUGUUCUCUCUUUUGGUGAGAAGUUUCUUAGUACGAAAAUGCUAAAUAAAGUCUUGGCCACUGUGAA